AUGUAUGUUCUUUACCGCAUUCUCUCUCUCUCGCCCUGCCGCAUUCGCUCACUCUCGCUCUUCCGCAUUCUCUCUCUCUCGCUCUGCCGCAUUCUCUCUCUCGCCCUGCCGCAUUCUCUCUCUCGCCCUGCCGCAUUCUCUCUCUCUCGUGCGCGCGCGCGCGCUCUGCCGCAUUCUCUCUCACGCCCUGCCGCAUUCUCUCUCUCUCUCGCUCUGCCGCAUUCGCUCACUCUCGCUCUUCCGCAUUCUCUCUCACUCUUGCUCUGCCGCAUUCUCUCUCUCUCUCUCUCUCUCUCUCUCUCUCUCUCUCUCUCUCUCUCUCUCUCUCUCUCUCUCUCUCUCUCUCUCUUGUGCGCACGCGCGCGCGCUCUGCCGCAUUCUCUCUCACGCCCUGCCGCAUUCUCUCUCUCGCUCUGCCGCAUUCGCUCACUCUCGCUCUUCCGCAUUCUCUCUCACUCUUGCUCUGCCGCAUUCUCUCUCACGCCUUGCCGCAUUCUCUCCCUGGCUCUACCGCAUUCGCUCACUCUCGCUCUUCCGCAUUCUCUCUCACUCUUGCUCUGCCGCAUUCUCUCUCUCUCGCCCUGCCGCAUUCGCUCACUCUCGCUCUUCCGCAUUCUCUCUCUCUCGCUCUGCCGCAUUCUCUCUCUCACGCCCUGCCGCAUUCUCUCUCUCGCCCUGCCGCAUUCUCUCUCUCUCUCUCAUGCGCGCGCGCGCGCUUUGCCGCAUUCUCUCUCACGCCCUGCCGCAUUCUCUCUCUCUCGCUCUGCCGCAUUCGCUCACUCUCGCUCUUCCGCAUUGUCUUUCACUCUUGCUCUGCCGCAUUCUCUCUCACUCUUGCUCUGCCGCAUUCUCUCUCUCUCUCUCUCUCUCUCUCUCUCUCUCUCCCUCUCUCUCUCUCUCUCUCUCUCUCUCUCUCUCUCUCUCUCUCUCUCUCUCUCUCUCUCUCUCUCUCUCUCUCUCUCUCUCUCUCUUUCUCUCGUGCGCACGCGCGCGCGCUCUGCCGCAUUCUCUCUCACGCCCUGCCGCAUUCUCUCUCUCUCGCUCUGCCGCAUUCGCUCACUCUCGCUCUUCCGCAUUCUCUCUCACUCUUGCUCUGCCGCAUUCUCUCUCACUCUUGCUCUGCCGCAUUCUCUCUCUCUCUCUCUCUCUCUCUCUCUCUCUCUCUCUCUCUCUCUCUCUCUCUCUCUCUCUCUCUCUCUCUCGUGCGCGCGCGCGCGCUCUGCCGCAUUCUCUCUCACGCCCUGCCGCAUUCUCUCUCUCUCGCUCUGCCGCAUUCGCUCACUCUCGCUCUUCCGCAUUCUCUCUCACUCUUGCUCUGCCGCAUUCUCUCUCUCUCUCUCUCUCUCUCUCUCUCUCUCUCUCUCUCUCUCUCUCUCUCUCUCUCUCUCUCUCUCUCUCUCUCUCUCUCUCUCUCUCUCUCUCGUGCGCGCUCCCUCUCUGACCAAUUCCCUCCUCCUUUGCCACGUUCACUCCCUCUCUGCCCCAUUCACUCACGCUCUGCCCCAUUCACUCCCUCUCUGCCCCAUUCACUCACGCUCUGCCCCAUUCACUCCCUCUCUGCCCCAUUCACUCACGCUCUGCCCCAUUCACUCCCUCUCUGCCCCAUUCACUCACGCUCUGCCCCAUUCACUCCCUCUCUGCCCCAUUCACUCACGCUCUGCCCCAUUCACUCCCUCUCUGCCCCAUGCAUUCAGAUGA
Closterium sp. NIES-65 is the source of this 1698-nucleotide messenger RNA. Lineage: Eukaryota; Viridiplantae; Streptophyta; Zygnematophyceae; Desmidiales; Closteriaceae. The record is from the annotation of a GenBank genome assembly.